AUGGUGUUUGCGAACCCGUUUGGUGAGCAGGCUGUGUAUAACGCGACUGAGUCUGCGUCGUCGUUGAAUCUGUUUGCGGAGAGGCUUUCGUUGGAGGAUGCUGCGUCUGUUGGAUCCGUGGGCCCCACGAUGGGGGUGCCCUGUAGGCGGGGUUCUACCCUGGGGACGACUACGGAGAGGAUGGGCCACAGACGUUUGUCGAACUCGAAGUCGUACUCAAGGAAGAACAGUGGUGGGAUGCAGAGAACUGACAGUAUAAAGAGGAAAGAGUUGCGGGCAGCAACAGCCACGGCGGCCAGUAGAGCUUGUAAGGAACCCUCUACACGGGCCAAUUUUAUCUCGAGAAUGAGCAAGUGCAGUAUUCCGAUCCACCAUUACAACAGCGACGGCACCCAUUGCGACGACUUGUUCCCGCGGAUCAGCACCACGACUUUGCGGGACAUCAUAGUGGACAAGAUCCACGAACCCGUGUACUCCUCGUACUGUAUAGUGGACUGCCGGUUCAAGUACGAGUACAGUGGUGGACAUAUCAGGAGCGCGCUCAAUAUAUCUAGCCAGGAUGAUCUGGAGCGAGAGUUGCUGCUGCUGAAUCGGGGGGACCCCCUCUGCGAGUCCCCAACACUGCUCAUAUUCUACUGUGAGUUCAGUGCGCGCAGAAGCCCAGCGAUGGCCGCACACUUGAGGAACUGCGACAGGAUCAUCAACCAGGACGUGUACCCGGGGCUGUACUACCCUGAUGUCGUGAUCCUGGACGGUGGGUACAAGAGUUUUUACAGUGGGUUCCCUAGCCUGUGCGACCCGAUCAGCUACGUGACGAUGGACUCGAAGGAGAACUUACUCGACUGCGAAACAGAGCUGGACAAGUUCAGAUUGGGGUCGAAGAAAGUUGUCACACGGAGUAACUCUCUGCGGCGGUUCCACAGCACGGCUUCGAGGACAAGUGAACCAGGUGCGUCGUUACAGUUAUUCCAAGAGGCCGAGGACGCCGCAGAGGACACCAGUGCGGCGAGUUUCUUCUCUAGGGUAGCACCACCGCCAAAACUCUCCUUCCAACGCAACAACAGCAGCAGCCACAGUCUUGCCGGUACGUCUGGCGACGAGAACAGUUCCAUGUUCACCACGGCGAGCAGUUCCAUGGGCAGUGCCAGCAAGAUGCUCUUGGAGGACCAUGUACCGUUUUACUCUAGCUUCGAGGAUACGGACGGGCUCGUGUGCCAUCUACCGGUGGAUUCGCCAGUGAAGAGACUCAACUUCGACAACGCAUAG
Molecule: messenger RNA, 1266 nt
Organism: Huiozyma naganishii CBS 8797
Lineage: Eukaryota; Fungi; Ascomycota; Saccharomycetes; Saccharomycetales; Saccharomycetaceae
Gene: MIH1
Product: putative tyrosine protein phosphatase MIH1
Exons: 1
Coding region: 1-1266 (421 amino acids)
Biological process (GO): protein dephosphorylation; G2/M transition of mitotic cell cycle; positive regulation of G2/MI transition of meiotic cell cycle
Cellular component (GO): cytoplasm; nucleus
Molecular function (GO): protein tyrosine phosphatase activity
Source: RefSeq, a predicted model, not a curated record